GCUGACGCAGAUGAAAUCUUUAGGGGCAGUUGCGUCAAUUCAUAACUGAACCAGCGAACACUUUUUCCCGCCACUGUUAUUUGUUACGUUUGGCGCUGCGAUGUACAAAACCAUAACUAACCUCUCUCCAACAGAAACAAAACAAACUCUUGACCACCGGAAAAUAUGACCGCCAUGUCCGUCACAAGCACCGCCGUCUUCUUAUUCCUCACCGUCCUUUCCUCCUCCGUGGCGCAGCUUCCGCCUCCGCCGCCGAGUCUGAGCUGUACGGACGAGCUGGUUCUGUUCUCUCCAUGCCUUCCCUUCGUCGCUGCACCGCCGAACAACCUGACGGAGACGGCGAGUUUUCAGUGCUGCUCGAUUUUCGCCGCAUCCAUUGACACCGGCGGCGGAAACUGCCUCUGUUACCUACUCCGUGAGCCAAUGAUCCUUGGCUUUCCGUUGGAUAGAUCCAGAGUCCUUUCUCUCUCGCAGAUCUGCAACGAUGGGAGCUCCGACGAAUCUCUGGAAUCACUCUGCUCGUCAUCAGAGUCGCCGGAGCUUCCGCCGCUUCAGAGCUUACAAUUCACAACUCCUUCAGUUUCCGGAAACGGCGGAGUUUCGACCUCAUCUUCUCCAUCCGCUGGCUUACCGCCCGAAAUAGCGGUGGCUUCAUCGGAAUCAGCCGUCCAAUCACCACCGCCACCACCCCCGCAAUCAAUAGUACCAGGAUCCUUGAUGCUAUCCGCUGCAACAAAACCCCCCACCAUCAUCAACUUCUGGGGUCUGUCAGCAAUGGCGGCCUUCGGCAUAUACAUACAUAUUCCUCUUUUACCCUGACUUUUUGUUACCUAAUCCUG
This is a messenger RNA of Tarenaya hassleriana, 839 nucleotides long. RefSeq lists its product as uncharacterized. The transcript is spliced from 3 exons. Lineage: Eukaryota; Viridiplantae; Streptophyta; Magnoliopsida; Brassicales; Cleomaceae. Bases 166 to 819 code for a protein of 217 amino acids. The record is from RefSeq and is a predicted model, not a curated record.